AUGAUCAAUAUUCUUUCCAAUAAAAAUACAACAAUAACGUAUCUGAUAUUUGUUCUAAUUGUGAGUUUGAAGUUUGUAACUCUGAAACUUCGAAUAAAUACUAAUUUUUGCAGAUAUUCCCAGUUGUUAUUCUAUUCAAAUGUACAACAAAGAGAAAAGAAAGAAAACAAAACAAACGUCGAAAACAUUCAAUGACAUCUCCAUUGGGCGAAGAAGUAUCAGCCGAGGAAAAAACUGAUGUAAAUUGUCAGGCGGAAUUACUCAAUGAUUAUUUAUCAAAUGUCGAAUUAUUGGCUCCAACAUUACCCGGGGGAUGUAUGGAUGAUGAAAAUGCGGCAAAAGAAGCAUAUGGUCGUUAUUCAACAAAUUCUUAUCUUCCGAAAUUGGAGAUUCAAUCAAAACGAAUUGUAAAUGAUAUGAUUCCAUCAGAUUUGAUUGCAAUGGUUAAAGCACUUCCAAAACAUCCACCGAGAAGAUUCAAGGAAAAAAAGAAGACUGAGUCUGUGAGAAAAGAAACAAGAGAACAAAAAUGGAAAGAGUAUGUUUAACUUUUUCUAAUAAUAUCUAGGAGUUUCUGUAUUUGUUUUCAGUGUUCAUGUAAAUUGGCAUUCAAUUGGACUUGUUUUCAUUGUUCGAAGCAGCGAUCCUUGCAGAGCAAUUGAUGAAGGAGUUGUGGAUACUGUAGAUUCAUUAGAUGCGGAAUCACCCGGAAAAGGCGAAGAAAAAGUGAAUUCUGAAAUGACAAUGUCACAAAGGAAAACAAUGAAUGAGGCAAAUAAGAAGAAAGGAGCGGUAAAACACAGUAAGAAAAGUAAGAGGAGUCGCAAAGAAUUACCACUCGAAAAAACAAUGUUGUCCGAAAAAUCAAAGAGUCUUGAUAAGACUCAAACUGAAACUCAAAGAAAAAAGCUUAUAAAAUGA
Caenorhabditis angaria is the source of this 921-nucleotide messenger RNA. The record is from the annotation of a GenBank genome assembly. NCBI's taxonomy places the organism in Eukaryota, Metazoa, Nematoda, Chromadorea, Rhabditida, Rhabditidae.